Molecule: messenger RNA, 1680 nt
Organism: Drosophila innubila
Lineage: Eukaryota; Metazoa; Arthropoda; Insecta; Diptera; Drosophilidae
Product: neurogenic protein mastermind-like
Exons: 5
Coding region: 794-1624 (276 amino acids)
Biological process (GO): positive regulation of transcription of Notch receptor target; Notch signaling pathway
Cellular component (GO): nuclear speck; nucleoplasm
Molecular function (GO): transcription coactivator activity
Source: RefSeq, a predicted model, not a curated record
GCAUGUACGCGGUGUUUUUAUACAUUUUUGGUGUUUCGUGUUUCUCGGGCAUAUUUACGUUAAUCAAAUGAACAUUAAACAAACAUAAUAGUGCGCGUUUAUGUUGUGUCGAAUGUUAAACAUUUUAAAUUGUUUUUUGUGCGCGACGCUUUCAUUGAAAUAUGGCUAACUAACGAAAAUAUCAAAUUGGAUUAUCGCAAGACGCAAUCAUAUUCUUUUGGUGUCUUCCAAUCGUGCUAAUGUUUGCCAACACUGCCACACUUAUGGCCAUUCUUCAGUCCAAUUGGAAUGGCUACAACUGCCCCUAGCUAACAAUUUAAUUGUGAUUGCACAAAAACUGUGUGUUCCUGAUAAGAAGAAGCCAACACUUUGUGGCACCUCCCUCUUCAGUCUUCAGCCCUGCAGCCCAGCCACUAACAAGGGGCACUCUUUAACAUGUCUGCUCAAACGGUCUAUCGUUGCCUCGUGCCUCACAUCCCGCCACAUACAGCAACGUAGAGUCUCUUCUGUUUUGCAUCUUUAUAAAUACGUACUACUUCCAAACAGACACAAUACCAUUAUUAGGAAUACACAAACAACUAUCGGCUUCUGGCAAAUAGAAAUUAGAGAGCAACAAGUGAGUUGUAAUUGAACAUUGUACAUUGAGAGAAACGCUUUGGAAACGUGUUUGUUGCCCGUUUGUCGUCUUGUUACUUCGUGAAUUUUCGUCGCCUGUCAGCAGCGUUUGCCGCAGACGGAGGACGAGAGCCGCGAAGCAACGAGAACAAGCCAAAGCCUCACCACGGACGCAUUUAUGGAUGCGGGCGGCCUGCCAGUGUUCCAGAGCGCCAGCCAAGCAGCAGCAGCCGCCGUCGCCCAGCAACAGCAGCAGCAACAACAACAGCAACAGCAACAUCAACAAUUGAAUCUCCAAUUGCAUCAGCAGCAUUUGCAACAGCAGAGUUUGGGCAUACAUCUGCAACAACAGCAACAAUUGCAACUGCAACACAAUGCACAGGCGCAACAACAGCAGCAGAUGCAAGUGCAACAUCAACAGCAGCAGCAGCAGCGACAACAGCAACAACAACAACAGCAGCAACAGCAGCAGCAGCAGCAGCAGCAACAACAACACUCGCCCUACAAUGCCAACCUGGCAGCAACAGGCGGAAUUGUCGGCGGCCUUGUCGCUGGCGGCAACGGAGCUGGCGGCGUUGCGUCUGCAGGAAAUGUCGGUGGACCCAACAGCAACAACAACAUCAACAUCAACAUUAACAGCAACAAUGGUAACAACGGCAACAACAACGGUAACAACGGCGGCAACAGCAACGCGCCUGGCGAUGCGAUGCCAACGAAACGGCAACCAAUUGUUGAACGCCUGCGACGGCGCAUGGACAACUAUCGACGAAGACAAACGGACUGCGUGCCACGAUAUGAACAAACCUUUAGCACUGUCUGCGAGCAACAGAACCAGGAGACAACUGCACUUCAGAAGCGUUUUCUCGAGAGCAAGAACAAGCGUGCGGCCAAAAAGACUGAAAAGAAACUGCCUGACACGCAACAACAAACACAAACACAGAUGUUAGCCGGACAGCUGCAGAGCAGUGUGCAUGUGGUGAGUCUCAUUUUAAGUGUCGCGAACGCUUAGUGUUAAGCUAAAAAGUACGUAAGUACCGUAAAUGUUAAUGCGAGUGCCAAUGUAAA